Rhinichthys klamathensis goyatoka is the source of this 1817-nucleotide messenger RNA. RefSeq names its product oxidative stress responsive kinase 1a (gene oxsr1a). The record is from RefSeq and is a predicted model, not a curated record. Gene Ontology annotation, molecular function: ATP binding; protein serine/threonine kinase activity. Gene Ontology annotation, biological process: protein phosphorylation. Lineage: Eukaryota; Metazoa; Chordata; Actinopteri; Cypriniformes; Leuciscidae. The coding region runs from base 216 to 1775 and encodes 519 amino acids. The transcript has 18 exons.
UUGGUCGCCUCCAAGAUUUUGACACGAGGAAGAGCGUUUUCCGCCUAAGGCGGGGUCACCGUCUCUGUUGGCAAAGUUUGGCUGCUGAGACUGAGAGCGGUCGGCAAGAUCAACAUAAGUAGAUCGAGUAUAAAUCCCGAAUCGUCCGUUUUCCAUCGCUUGCAGCCGCGGGAGCGUACAGUGUCGCGUGCGGCUGACGUGAUCUGACUGCAGUCAUGUCCGAGGACCCGAGCUCUCAACCUUGGUCUAUCGACAAGGAUGACUAUGAGCUACAGGAGGUGAUCGGGAGUGGAGCAACAGCUGUGGUCCAGGCGGCAUAUUGCAAACCCAGGAAGGAGAAGGUGGCCAUUAAACGCAUCAAUCUUGAGAAAUGCCAGACCAGCAUGGAUGAGCUCCUGAAAGAGAUCCAGGCAAUGAGCCAGUGCCAUCACCCAAAUAUUGUGUCUUAUUACACCUCCUUUGUGGUCAAGGAUGAGCUUUGGCUGGUCAUGAAGUUGCUCAGUGGUGGCUCAGUUCUGGAUUUUAUUAAGUACAUCAUUUCUAAAGGGGAGCACAAAUCGGGUGUCAUGGAUGAGUCCAGCAUUGCCACCAUACUAAAAGAGGUGCUAGAAGGUCUCGAUUAUCUGCACAAAAAUGGUCAGAUUCACAGAGAUGUGAAGGCUGGAAAUAUUCUUUUAGGAGAGGACGGCUCUGUUCAAAUUGCAGACUUUGGUGUCAGUGCCUUUUUAGCAACUGGUGGAGACAUGACUAGAAACAAAGUGAGGAAGACAUUUGUAGGAACUCCAUGCUGGAUGGCCCCUGAGGUGAUGGAGCAGGUUAGGGGUUAUGAUUUCAAAGCUGAUAUCUGGAGUUUUGGGAUCACAGCUAUUGAGUUGGCAACUGGGGCUGCUCCAUAUCACAAAUAUCCUCCAAUGAAGGUUCUCAUGUUAACUCUGCAGAAUGACCCUCCGUGUCUAGAGACUGGAGUUACAGAUAAAGAAAUGGUUAAAAAAUAUGGUAAAUCCUUUCGGAAGAUGAUCUCCUUGUGCCUCCAGAAGGAUCCAGAAAAACGGCCUACAGCUGCUGAACUUUUAAAACACAAGUUCUUCACAAAAGCCAAGAACAACGAAUACUUGAAUGAAAAAUUGCUGGAGAGGGCGCCAACAAUAGGAGAGAGAUCAAGGAAGGUGCGGAGGGUUCCGGGUUCCAGUGGUCGGCUCCAUAAGACUGAGGAUGGAGAGUGGGAAUGGAGUGAUGAUGAGCUGGAUAUGGAGAGUGAGGAAGGGAAGGCAGCAGUGGCCGCUUUACGGUCACCCAGAGUAAAGGAGGAGGCUGUGCAAAAUGCAGAGAUCUUUCCAGCGGAUCCAUUAAGCUUCCUGCAGCCAGUCGCUGCAGGACAGUCUGAAGUCCUACGUGUUGCAGAUGGCACUGCCACAAUAUCAGUGUCCUCUGCAGGCUCCCAGGCUGUUGGCGCACCUACUAUGACAGGGCAGGACUCAGCCAAAAUCCCCAUCAGCCUGGUCCUAAGAUUAAGGAACACAAAGAAAGAGCUAAACGAUAUCAGAUUUGAGUUCAUGCCGGGGAGAGACACAGCUGAUGGAGUGUCUCAAGAGCUUGUGUCUGCAGGACUAGUUGACGGAAGAGAUUUAGUUAUUGUUGCAGCCAAUUUGCAGAAAAUCGUUGAUGAUCCACAAACCAACAAAAAUGUCACUUUCAAGCUGGCAUCGGGAGUCGACAGCUCUGAAAUUCCAGAUGACGUUAAACUCAUGGGAUUUGCUCAGCUGAGUAUAAGUUAAAACGGUAUUACCAGCAACCAGGAUAAAAAAAAAAAAAAAACA